AUGGCGACUAUUAGCAGCAGCGCCAUUCAUGGCCCUGUUUAUCUGUGCGCUACUCACACCACACAUGUCAAAGCAAAGGGACGUAUUUCUUCUCUUUCAUUUCCUGGACCCAAUGUUAGUCCCAACCAACAGAAUUUCAUAUUCCCCAGGUUGAGAAAUUGUUAUAAAUGGAAGACAGCAGUGGAACAAUGUCUUAGGGUACCAGUGACAUUUUGUUUGAUGGGAAGUAAUUCUGAAGCAUGCCCAGAAACAGACCAGACAUGUGUUCCAAAUGAUGCCGCAAAGGAAGCAGCUAUUGACCUAAAGCUCCCUAGAAGAAGCUUGUUAGUAACUUUCACAUGUAACUCUUGUGAUGCACGAUCACAGAAGUUGAUAAACAGAUUAGCUUAUGAGCGAGGGCUUGUUUAUGUACAGUGUUCAGGAUGUUCCAAGUAUCACAAGUUAGUCGACAAUCUCGGACUUGUGAUUGAGUACAACUUCCAGGAGGAAACUGAUCAAAUCUAG
Messenger RNA from Fraxinus pennsylvanica, 504 nucleotides. The record is from the annotation of a GenBank genome assembly. NCBI's taxonomy places the organism in Eukaryota, Viridiplantae, Streptophyta, Magnoliopsida, Lamiales, Oleaceae.